This is a messenger RNA of Pseudomyrmex gracilis, 2644 nucleotides long. RefSeq names its product neuropeptide CCHamide-2 receptor-like. Gene Ontology annotation, biological process: G protein-coupled receptor signaling pathway. The record is from RefSeq and is a predicted model, not a curated record. Gene Ontology annotation, molecular function: G protein-coupled peptide receptor activity. The transcript has 7 exons. Bases 845 to 2116 code for a protein of 423 amino acids. Gene Ontology annotation, cellular component: membrane. Lineage: Eukaryota; Metazoa; Arthropoda; Insecta; Hymenoptera; Formicidae.
AGCUAUUUAUAGAGCAAAUAAAAAAUUAACAUAAUAAAUUAAUUACAUAUUAACAUAAAUAAACAUCAUUAUUAAGUUCACAGCUAGAUUUUUAGAAAAACUUUGAACACUGCUUCCACAAAAAAAAGAGAGAAACGCCGCAGAAUUUCGAAUCAAUUUGUCAUUUUCUGACGUACAUUAAAGAGGAUCAACUGUGCGUCGACAAAUAGUGUAGCGACUCAAAAGGCUUGCUUGAAAUCCAGAUAUUCUGUAGUAAAAAUCAAUCUUCAAAAAGCUCAACAAACAGAGAUAAUGCACACAUUACGUGAUUACUUUAAUAAAUCGCGUUCAAAUAAAUUUAUCAAUAGUCAAAGAUAUACGUGUAAAAAAUCAAUCGAGAUCUCAUCGAAAAGAAAACUAUUUAUUUGGAUCUCACGUGAGGUAAAAAGUUUGGUAGAAAAGUUCAACAUAAAAGAAUUCUACAUAAAUGCAACUUUGUCGCACGUGACGUGUUUUAUCUUAAAUUUAAGCUUUUAAUUAAGAGCUCAGAUUCACACAUUCUUCAUUGAACGAUAUGCUACUGCGGAAGUUCUUUCCAAGUAAAUACAACGCGUGUCCUUUUUUUGAUCCAUCUUCGUAUUCGUCGUUUUGUUGUUUUUCGAAACAACUUUUGAGAACAUAUAGUUUAGUGUAUAGCUAGUUAAAAGUUCGGGUAAUAUUACUACAGUUAAUAUUAAUUUAGUUAACAUUAAUAUUGGUCAGUUGGUCGGUCUGAAGAUAGGGCGAGAGGGAUCGACAACGUUCGCCAGUGUCUAUUUGACCAAGCUUGGCAAGCACUAUAUAUUACACGUAAACACAUAUUAACAUGCAUUUCUACAACUAUCAACGAAGGAAUAUAAAUUUGUUACAGAAUAUGGAAAACUUUACGAAUCAAACAUUCGAUUACGAAUAUGAUGACGAUUAUUACAUACCGUACAGCCAGCGACCAGAAACCUAUUUUGUACCAGUGAUAUUUUUAUUGAUUAUAAUCGCGGGUGUGCUUGGAAACGGUACAUUAAUUUUCAUACUGUUACGUCAUGCCAAAAUGAGAAAUGUACCGAAUACGUACGUUCUAUCUUUGGCAAUCGGAGAUCUAUUGGUAAUUGUCACAUGUGUGCCAUUUACUUCCAUUAUUUACACACUUGACUCGUGGCCGUGGGGCACAACUAUCUGCAAAGUGUCAGAAUUUGUAAAGGAUAUUUCAAUCGGUGUGUCGGUAUUUACUUUGGCAGCUUUGUCUGCAGAAAGAUAUUGCGCCAUCGUCAAUCCUAUACGUCGCCACGUAGCAGGUUUAAGCGCAAAACCUGUAACAGUUUUAGUAGCAUCUAUCAUAUGGAUAUUAGCGAUUAUUUUUGCUUUACCCGCCGUUCUCUUCUCCCACGUUCCGAGUGUACAAUUGUAUCGCAACUAUAGUAUUUUUAUCUGCAGUCCUUUUCCCGAAGAAUUUGGAGAGGAUUACAAGAAAGGUCUAAUACUGUUUAAAUUUUUGACAUAUUACGCGAUACCACUAUGCAUAAUAGCGGCUUUCUACUUGAGCAUGGCGCGGCACUUGAUGUUAUCCACCACAAAUAUGCCAGGUGAACAAGCCAGGGAUAAUUACUUGGAUCAGAUAAACGCGCGAAGAAGGGUUGGCAAAAUGGUAGUGAGUUUUAUCAUUGUUUUUUUCAUCUGUUUUCUGCCAAUUCACGCGUACAACUUGUGGUUCCACUUCUGUCCCACAGCGAUAUACGAUUAUAAUUAUUUUUGGCACUACUUCAGAAUAUUUGGGUUCUGCCUAAGUUUCAUCAACAGUUGCGUUAAUCCCAUCGCUCUUUACUUGAUUAGCCGAACGUUUCGCAAAAGAUUUAACAAAUAUUUGUGUAUUUGUACAUCCAACGGCAUUGCUGCUGGCCGCAAGAAUCGAAUAAGCAGCAGUAGAAAUCACGACGAUAGCGCUUUGUCCCGAAGAAAUCUGAACUUACGGAGUACGCUUCGUGAGACUAGUUUUAUUAUUAAUCCUACCAUUCGAAGGCGGACGCAAGAUUCCACAGAAGUGUUCGAACCAGGAGGAGGUAUAGAAACUAGAGCUAGUCUGAACAACCGGAGGUUGCUUUUUUAAGUAAAAUUUCAAAAUUUAUAAGAAUCCUUUGAAGCCAGCGGAUUUACCACUGCAUAAAUUUGGAAACAAAACGAAACCUUCUGCUGUGUUUACUAAUGUGUAUAAUUUCGUUAUAAAAAGAACCACGUCAUCGCACACUGUCUAAUCCGUUUGCUAUAUCGAUGUCACUUCGAUGUCAUCACUCACCAAGAGACACGGCAGUUCGUUCACAUUACGUCGAACUGUUACGCCAACUAUAGCUAUAAGUAACUCUAUGUGGUACCUGAAGUAAUAAAAUAAUUCCAAAGAAAUAAUUUUUGAUCCCAUCUUUUUUCCCCUCGUUAUUGACUACUUUUUAAGUUAGUUUAGUAAAUUUCUUUAUACAAUUGUGUCGAGCUACAGCAAUAGCACUAUUUUGUUUUCUCUUCUCCUGCGUGCAUUUCUCAGCAAAAUUAAAAUUGUGGCAAGAUAUGUCCGCGCUUAGCUUUUGCUGGCAAGUUGCUUGUCGUAACAGCUCGACAAAUCUAAUUAUAAUACCUUACCUCGCUG